AACAUCAUGUUUUCAGUUCUACUGUUGGAAUCCCCGAUUAAAUAAAUUAGACAAAAGCGAUAAGAAUAAUCAGAAUAACACGUUGCAAUAAGAUUACUCAGAAAUACCUACCUCAUUUUUAUCAACAUGAAACCAGCCGUUCUUUGUGUUUUUGUUAUUUUUGCAAUCAUUGCUUCUUCUGUAAAUGCGGCAUGUCCUGGAAGUUGUCCUCCACACAAAAAUCCAGUUUGUGGAUUUGAUGGAAUGUGUCUUUACAAUUUCAACAAUGGAUGUGAAAUGAUCAGAUACAAUUGUCAAAGAGGAGGACAUUUCCGUAAUGCAGACUCCUAUCAGUGCCAAUCGGCUAAAAAUGGAGGAAAUUUGUACCAAUACUGUCGACACAUUAACGGUUUUUAAAUAAAUAUGUAUUUGUAUAUCCAGUGAAAAAAAAAAAAUAAAAUUAUUUUAAAACUUCAUUUAACAAUUAAAAAAUCGCUGAUUAAAGUGUUCCUCCAAAUAUUCAA
Messenger RNA from Episyrphus balteatus (marmalade hoverfly), 503 nucleotides. RefSeq names its product enhancer of split M1 protein-like. Bases 127 to 396 code for a protein of 89 amino acids. Gene Ontology annotation, molecular function: protein binding. The record is from RefSeq and is a predicted model, not a curated record. The transcript has 4 exons. NCBI's taxonomy places the organism in Eukaryota, Metazoa, Arthropoda, Insecta, Diptera, Syrphidae.